AUGAGUUACGGCGGCGCUAUCGCCAGGUUCGGCGUGCCAGAAGCCCCUCGCGACGAAGAGUCACCGAGCGACGAAAACGUGACGGGCGGAGACCUGCCGCUGAAGACCGAGCCAGCCACAAGACAGUCUGCUGAGGAUGCCAUGGCGAAUGCGAGCAUCGCGGAAACGACCGAGUCGGCAGAACCGCCCAAGCCGGCAAAGACCGAGCACGCUUCCCCGUUGGAGGAUGUCCAGCUGCGCCCACACAACGGCCAACCGACCGAGCCGACCACAUCAUCGCCGUCCGAUGAGCAGCGUUGGGGGCUGUUCAGCUCCACGAAAUUCAUGGUGGACACGGCGAUGCUCGUCCGGCAGUACGUCAAGCUUGUCAAAGACAAGGCUCUGGUUGAGGAGAAGACGGAGGAGGACGAGAAGGAGCAAAAGGCAGUGGACUCUGCCGCCCCAAGCAACGACGAAUGGCCACCGGCGGGUGACCUCGAAUGGGUUGGGCUCACCGACUGGAUUCAACGCUGCAGAGACGUCGACCGCAAGUUUGGCCGCAAAACGGUCGGUACUUGGAGAGCCGAACGGCGACAGCUUGAGGAUGAUCUGGUCAAGGGAAUCAAGAAAUGGACGGACAACCCCCCGGCGGACUUUGAUGACGGAUCAACCAGAGAUCCAAAACCCUGGAUCUACUUCCCACACAACACGACACUCGCGAAGCUCGACGCGGAGAAGACGGCCAUCUGGAGCGAUCGGGAGGACGCCAAACGUAAACGAGAGGCCGAUCCCGCCGUGCCGUCACCCACUGCGGCGCCAUACACUACGCCGGACAUAUUCACACGGACACCACCAUUCACUUCGUCGCCACCGAAGUGUCCUCGACCACCCGCAGACCCACUCCACGGCGAGGUUAUAGAAACGUCGUGGUUGUGGGAUCAGCGCGUAUGGGAGCAUAAAUACGCCAGCGGUGCCACUGUGAGAGACGCGCCACCGAGCGCGGAGAUCCCCAAUUCGCACAGCAAACAUGCCGGCCCCGCCCUCGCGCCGCGCACAAGCUCGACACCGGCCGGGCGAUACACGACGUCCUCUGGUGUCAAUCAACCACCGUCCAAGAAGCUGCGUGCUUCCCAACAAGCGCCAUUCAGCUCGACGAUGGCGUCGCAGCGGCCAGCGGCCAGCCACCCCCCCGCCAACCAGCUAUCCGCAGGCCAAGGUCAAGAUAGUGCGCCGCGUGAGACAUCGAUGACGAUGGAGGUGGAUGCCGGCGCCAUGCCGGAAGUGGCGCCAACAUAUGACCAAGAGGAUGGAUCUGAUGGUUACGUGUCCGACUGA
Neohortaea acidophila is the source of this 1314-nucleotide messenger RNA. RefSeq lists its product as uncharacterized. Bases 1 to 1314 code for a protein of 437 amino acids. The record is from RefSeq and is a predicted model, not a curated record. The transcript has 3 exons. Lineage: Eukaryota; Fungi; Ascomycota; Dothideomycetes; Mycosphaerellales; Teratosphaeriaceae.